This is a messenger RNA of Gavialis gangeticus (Gharial), 5074 nucleotides long. It is a transcript of the gene BCL9L, whose product is annotated as B-cell CLL/lymphoma 9-like. NCBI's taxonomy places the organism in Eukaryota, Metazoa, Chordata, Crocodylia, Gavialidae. The record is from RefSeq and is a predicted model, not a curated record. Bases 136 to 4707 code for a protein of 1523 amino acids. Gene Ontology annotation, cellular component: beta-catenin-TCF complex. Gene Ontology annotation, molecular function: transcription coactivator activity; beta-catenin binding. Gene Ontology annotation, biological process: positive regulation of transcription by RNA polymerase II; canonical Wnt signaling pathway; negative regulation of transforming growth factor beta receptor signaling pathway. The transcript has 7 exons.
GUGCGAGCAGCUUACUGACCCCUGUCUCUCUUUGCAGGUGUUUGACCAAAGGGAAGCAGCAGCAGCAGCAGCAGCAGCAGCAGCAGGGACUUCGAGCUCCGUCUACUGUCGCUGCCAAAAGUUUUAGCCAAUCAAAUGCACCCUGACAAUAAACUGACCAAUCAUGGAAAGACAGGUAACAGUGGUGCCCAGUCCCAGCACCAUAAUGUGAGCCAAGGACCCACCUGCAACCUGGGGUCUAAGGGCGUGGGGGCGGGAAAUCAUGGCGGCAAAGCCAGUCAGAUUUCUCCUGGCAACUCUGGACUGAAAAACAGCCAGAACGCUCUCCCGAACUUCGGGUCCUUGAAGGGCAAAGGGAAGCGGGAGCGAAGCAUCUCGGUGGACUCGGGAGAGCAGCGGGAAGCCAGCACCCCCUCGUUGGACACGGAACCGAAAGGUGAGGUGGCUCCUCGCAGCAAGCGGCGGUGCGUUCUGGAGAGGAAGCAGCCGUACAGCGGGGACGAAUGGUGCUCCGGCCCAGACAGCGAGGAGGACGACAAGCCUGUCAGCAGCGCACACAAUUGUAAUGUAGCAGAUCCUGCAAUGUCCACAGCUCCGCAGCUUGGGCCAGGGUCCAACCCACUGCCAAGCCUGAAUGAGACCGGUUCUUCCAGCACCCCACAUGGCGCUACCCCCGGCCUGCGGCCUGAUGGUACAGGGAGUGGAAGUGGCAGCACUGGAAAGCAGCCUUCCCAGUUCGUUUACGUCUUCACCACGAACCUGGCCAACACUGCUGCAGAAGCUGUCCUGCAGGGCCGCGCUGACUCCAUCCUGGCCUACCACCAGCAGAACGUUCCCCGGGCAAAGCUGGACCAGGCUCCAGCUCCCAAGGUGCUGGCGGGUGCUGAGCAGCUGCCCAUUAACCCGCCUGCUGCCAACACUCCACAAUCCCAGCCCCCCGCACCUCAGGGCAGUCAGUCACAGCCACAGCCGCCCCCAGCCCAGCCGCCGCCCCCGCCCCAGGGCAUCACCCCGACCGCUCUGCCCACGCCGGUGGCCCUGCCCCAGGAAGGGGCUGGAGAUGACGUCCGGAGAGACCUGACUCCCAACUCUGUGGGGAACAGCAGCAGUAGCAACCAGUCUGGAAGCAACCACCCCAACACGCCCACAGCCACUGCCACUGCCAUGCAGCCCGGGCUGGGGGACUCAUCCAGCACCUCCACCUCCACCUUGCUGGGGGAUGGCCCUGGCCCUGGCCCUGGCCCUGGCCCUGGCCCCGGCCCCGGCCCUGGCUCUGGCCCUGGCCCUGGCACAGCUGGGAACGGGCAGGCCGGGUUGGGCCCCAGGAACCCCCUGAACUCAGAGGGCCUCUCCAAGGAGCAGCUGGAGCACCGGGAGCGCUCUCUGCAGACUCUGCGGGACAUUGAGCGCAUGUUCCUGCGCAGUGGGGAGGCUGAGCCCUUCCUGAAGUCCAACCAAAGCACCAGCGAGGGCAGUGCUGCCCCCCAGCCACAGCCUCCCCCUGCCCAGCCCCCGCCACCACCUACUGCCAUGAAGAAAUAUGAAGAGCCCCUGCAGUCUAUGAUCUCCCAGACGCAGAGCCUAGGGGGGCCCAGCCUGGAGCACGAGGUCCCCCACCACCCGGGCUCUGACAUGGGCCAGCAGAUGAACAUGAUGAUGCAGCGCCUGAACCAGGAUAACCUGACCCCAGAGCAGGUGGCCUGGAGGAAGCUGCAGGAGGAGUACUAUGAGGAGAAGCGGCGGAAGGAAGAGCAGAUUAGCAUCCAUGGCCGGCCCAUGCAGGAGAUGAUGAUCCCUCAGUCCAUGAGUGGCAUGAUCAUGCGAGGCCCGCCACCACCCUACCACAGCAAGCCUGGGGAGCAGUGGCCACCGGGCAUGGGCAGUCAGCUGCGAGGGCCCAUUGAUGUCCAGGACCCCAUGCCGCUGAGGGGAGGCCCCUUCCCAGGCCCGCGGUUCCCUGGCAGUCAGAUGCAGCGGGUCCCUGGCUUUGGUGCGAUGCAGAACAUGCCCAUGGAUGCGCUCGGGCCCAUGAAUGCCAUGCAGCGGCCAGUCAGACCCGGCAUGGGGUGGAGUGAUGACAUGCCCCCCAUCGGGGGCCCUGGGAACUUUCCACAAGGGAAUCUGCCCUACCCUUCGGGACAGGGGGACCCUGAGCGGUUCAUGACCCCCCGAGCCAGGGAGGAGAUCCUGAGGCACCAGCUGAUGGAGAAGCGCCCCGUGGCAGUGCAGAGGCCCAUGGGGAUGUCGGGCAGCUCCAUGAGCCAAGGCAUGGAGAUGGAGAGGAUGAUACAAGCUCACCGGCAGAUGGACCCAUCUAUGUUUCCUGGCCAGAUGCCAGGGGAGAGCUUGGGUGGUGCACCCCUGGGCAUGGACUUCGCAGGGACCAGAGGGAUGCUGAGUCCACCCAUGAGCCAGUCAAGCCUCCGCGAUAUGGACACGCCCCUGGGCCCUGGAAACCUCAACAUGAACAUGAAUGUCAACAUGAACAUGAACAUGAACCUCAACGUCCAGAUGACGCCGCAGCAGCAGAUGCUGAUGUCCCAGAAGAUGAGGGGCCCUGACAUGAUGGGCCACCAGGGCAUGAGCCCAGAGGAGGUGACUAGGGCGAGAGCCCAGAACGGCAGCAGCAGCGUGAUGAUGGGCACGCCCCAGAAAAUGAUGAUCCCUUCGCAGUUUGCCAGCCAGGGCCAGCAAGGCUUCCCCAGUGGCCAGGGCCCCUAUCACAGCCUGCCCCAGGAGAUGGGUAGCUCCUCGGACAUGUUCACCCCUGAGCAGGGUACCCUGCCUGUUGGCACCAUCGGCAGCACCACCAGGCUCAGUCACAUCCCCUUACCACCCGCCUCCAAUCCCCCUCCCAGCCAGGGGGCCAGCAUCCACCCGGCACCUUCGCGGGGCCUGGGCCGCCGGCCCUCCGACCUCACGAUCAGUAUCGGCCAGAUGAACUCUCCUGGCAUGGGCCAUCUCAAAUCCCCGACGCUCAGCCAGGUGCACUCGCCCCUGGGUACUUCCCCCUCAGCCAACCUCAAGUCCCCGCAGACGCCCUCGCAGAUGGUCAGCGUGCCGCCUGCCAACCCAGCCGGGCCCCUCAAGUCGCCCCAGGUGAUGAGCUCCUCCCUCAGUGUCCGGUCGCCUACCAGCUCCCCAAGCCGCUUGAAGUCCCCUUCCAUGGCUGUUCCUUCCCCUGCGUGGGUGCCUUCUCCAAAAACCACUCUUUCAAGUCCAGGAGUCAGCCAGAGCAAGCAGCCCAUCAGCAUGAACUCAGCAUCUUCCCUGGGAGGGAUGGAGCAGGGUUCUCUGCCUCCUGGGCCUAGGAGCAGUUCCUCCGCACCAGCCAGUAACCCCUCUAGCACCCUGAAUCCCAACAUGCCUUUUACUUCCUCUCCAGAUCCAUCCCCCUCCCAGAACCCCCUCUCGCUGAUGAUGUCACAGAUGUCCAAGUACGCCAUGCCCAGCUCCACGCCACUCUACCACAAUGCCAUCAAGACCAUUGCCACCUCUGAUGAUGAGCUGCUCCCAGACAGGCCCAUGCUCCCGCCGGGAAGCAUGGCAGGUGUUGCAGGAAACCAGCCAAAUCAGCUGCACUUGAACUCGGUGGGGCCCGCAUCCUCGCAGAGCCCCAUGGGGAUGAGCCUGCCUGGCCAGCAGCCACUGUCCCAUGAGCCCCCCACCUCCAUGAUGUCCUCGCCAAACCCCCUGGGCUCCAACAUUCCAAUGCACCCCGGGGCGCAGGGGGCGGGCAUCCCCAGCCAGAACCCCAUGAUGCUGCCCCCCGGGCAUCAGGACCCCCUGAACCAGCAGUGUGGCCCUGUGCCCAACAGCUCUCAGAUGAUCCCUUCCAGCCAGCUGGUGUUCCCCCGCAUGCAGCAGCCUCAUGGUGCCAUGCCAUCGCCAGCCGCAGGUAUGCCCAUGGCCCCCGGAGGCGGUGGCGGCCCUGGCCUGCAACAGCACUAUCCCCCGGGGAUGGCCUUACCACCAGAGGACCUUCCCUCCCAGCAGCCUGGCCAGAUGCCCCCACAGCAGCACCUGAUGGGCAAGAGCAUCCCUCCUCGGAUUGGCGAGCCUUACCCCGCGGUGCUCCCAGGGGUGGCCUCCGUGCUGAACGACCCUGAGCUAAGCGAGGUCAUUCGCCCCACACCCACGGGCAUCCCCGAGUUUGACUUGUCCAGGAUCAUCCCCUCUGAGAAGCCAAGCAGCACCUUGCAGUAUUUCCCCAAGGGCGACACCCAAGUUCCGAAAUCGCAGCCUUCCAACCUCCACCUCAUGAACCUGCAGAACAUGAUGACAGAACAGACCCCCGUGCGCCCGGGCAUGGCGGCCCCCAGCCUCCCGGGGCAGCAGAGCGUGCAGCGGGGACUUGGCAUGCCCAUGUGUCACCCGGGACAGGUGCCCGUGCUGGGCAGGACAGGCAUGCCGCCGCAGCAGGGCAUGAUGGGCAGCAGCAUGCACCAGGGCGUGAUGUCCCCGCAGCAGAGCCUCAUGGCGCAGCAGAACUUCAUGCUGAUGCAGGCCAAGCAGAGGAGCAUGUCUGUGUCGGGGGAGAUGUACGCCCAGGCCGGGCACAUGAUGUCACCUCAGGGCUCCCUUAUGGGGCCCCCGCCUCAGCAGAACCUCAUGGUCACGCACCAGAUGAGGCAGCGGAGCGUCUCCCUGGACAGCCAAAUGAACUACCUCCCCGGGCCGGGGAACAUGGCCAACCUGCCCUUCUAGCCGUGCCCGGGUGUGGGGGGGGCUGGGAUUACUGGGCAGGCGGGGGCCAGGCCUAGGGGCCGUGGGGGUGUUCUCCACAUCGGACGUGCCUCUGUGCGGAGACCAGAUGUGCAGCAAACGUGAUGUGAAUCCUUUCUUUGGGGGGAGGGGGGAGCUGGGAUUGGAGUCGCUAUGAGACCCGCGUUGCAGCCAGGGGCUCCCAGAUCCUGCAGCAGUUGUAAAAUGUUCAGUUAUUUUUUUCCUCUUAGAGUGGGGUUUUUGUUUUGUUUUUUUAUGUUGUUUUUUUAAAGCAACCAAAAUGUCAAAAGGGGUUUGAACUAGCUGUAAAUAGGUCGCUGGGAAAGGCAAAACUUGUGCUGGUUUUUAA